AUGAGGUUUCAAGCUAAGCAACAUUUUAGCCACCACCAUAUUUUGAUUUCCCUCCGACUUGAUCAAGGAGAGGAGAUUCAGUGCUACGCCUGUGAUCAGAUUAUAUUUGAACCUUUUCAUGGCUUCUUGUCCAGUAAACUCUAUCUCCAUGAUCAUUGUAUGAAUGCACCACGCUCUCUUCAACUUCUAUCUCAUCCUUCUCAUCCACUGUCCCUUCUCCCAAUCCCGACAUUUUACCUUCAUGAAUUCUGUUUUGACUUGCCACAAUCUGCUCAAUUCAAAUCCCAACACAAACACAAUCUUGGCCUCCUCUACCCGCCAUAUAUCCAGGGGGGUUGUGAAGCCUGUGGUGAAUCCUGCAAUGGAUUCACCUACAAUUGCUCAAAGUGCAAAUUCAACCUUCAUGCCAAUUGUGCUAGUUUGCUUGAAACUGAGCCCAAAAAUGAUCUUGAGAGAUAUACUGCAUUGUUCUUGAGGCACAAGUUAUUGGAACAGAAAAGGUCGAAAGCUGAACUUGGCUCGAUGAAAGCUAAAAAUCAGCACUAUGAGGCAGAACGAGCCCGCGUAAGACAGAUGGAGAUGGAAUCGGAUUUGCAGCGCAGAAGGCAAAACCUGUAUAAUCAACAGUUGAACAGUAUGUCAGAUUCUAUAAAUUUCAUGGGCCAAAUUGGAACAUCAAAUUAUACCCAUAGAUACUAUUAA
Fraxinus pennsylvanica is the source of this 702-nucleotide messenger RNA. Lineage: Eukaryota; Viridiplantae; Streptophyta; Magnoliopsida; Lamiales; Oleaceae. The record is from the annotation of a GenBank genome assembly.